This is a messenger RNA of Hemicordylus capensis (graceful crag lizard), 4793 nucleotides long. RefSeq names its product N-ribosyldihydronicotinamide:quinone reductase 2 (gene NQO2). The coding region runs from base 278 to 970 and encodes 230 amino acids. The transcript has 7 exons. The record is from RefSeq and is a predicted model, not a curated record. Gene Ontology annotation, cellular component: cytosol. Gene Ontology annotation, molecular function: NAD(P)H dehydrogenase (quinone) activity. Lineage: Eukaryota; Metazoa; Chordata; Lepidosauria; Squamata; Cordylidae.
GGGGGGGGGGGAUAAAUUGUUCGAAAAAUCCCGAGCAGUCUUCUUCAGUGAUGGACGGGGUGGCUUUGCUGCCACUCCAAUAUGCAGCGAGGGAAAGGCGGGAGAUCCCAUAUAGAGGGGAUCUUUAUAGCUUCUUCCGCUGUUCUGCACUUUUGCAGUAGCAAGAACUGGGGAUGCAGCACUGAACUAGCUUGGCCUUUCUGGUAAGGGAGCUUCUCUAAAAGAAGGUUCGUCUUUGGUUUCUUAGAGUUAAAGACUUCCAGGAACUCUCCAGAAAAUGACAGAGAGGAAAGUCUUGAUUGUCUAUGCGCACCAGGAGCCCAAGUCUCUGAAUGGGUCUUUAAAAACCAUCGCGGUGGAAGAACUGAGUAAGCAAGGGUGCAGAGUCACUGUUUCUGAUCUAUAUGAAAUGCAAUUUGAGCCAAGGACAACUAGAAAGGAUAUAGUUGGUGAACUGUACCACCCAGAGCAGUUUAAUUAUGGAGUUGAAGCAUGGGAAGCUUGCAAAAAUGGGUCCCUGUCUGAAGAUUUGAUUAAGGAGCAGAGGAAAGUGAAAGAAGCUGAUUUGGUGAUUUUCCAGUUUCCUUUAUAUUGGUUCAGCAUGCCAGCAAUCAUGAAAGGCUGGAUGGACAGAGUCUUAGUCCAAGGAUUUGCUCAUGAUUUCCCCCAGUGUUAUGAUUCUGGUUUGCUCAAGAAUAAACUAGCCUUGCUUUCAUUUACCACUGGAGGAGGCAAAGAGAUGUAUUCGGAUGAAGGGGUCAGUGGUGAUAUACGAUACCUUCUAUGGCCCAUGCAGCAUGGAAUAAUGCACUUCUGCGGCUUCAGUGUCCUUGCCCCUCAGAUCUGCUUUGCCCCCGAGUAUGCCACCGAGGAGGAGAGAGUGCAAAUGCUGGUUUCCUGGGGGGAAAGGCUGAAGACCAUCUGGGAAGAGAAGCCUAUAAACUGUGCUGUUGACGGGUACUUUAAGUAACUGGGUAGAAAUGUUCAUUCUUCUUCUUGGGUUGCCUGUUAGAUUCUCUAUGCUUCUCAUUCUGCUCUGCUGCUCAAAGGUCUGGUCUCAUAUCAUUUUUUAAAAAAACAAACCAGUCACGAGGCUUGCUUUUCCUGACUCGCUCCAUUUCCCCGACUUAGACUAAUAAACUAAAUGAGGAAAAUCAGUUCCUGUGGGUCAGUGGAGGAAAGCAGUGCAGACGUGUGCUGGUGCCCCAUAUAUCUCCGUGUGCCCAAGGCAGGGUACUAAAUGCUGUGGCCACUACCCCACCACCCACACUCUCACAUGCGCACACGCUGCCGCCACUGCCUCCUUUGCGGCAGGAGUAACUGCUGCCACCAGAUGUGCUGCAUGCCAUCCUGCACCUCCCUCCUAGGAGAGACAAGAACAUCUAUAGAGUAUACCCUGUACUCUUUGGGCCUUUUUCGCUUCUGUUCCAACUUCCUUUUCUUGACUAGACAAGGGAGGCAUAGGAGGGCAUGCAUUGAGUCAGGCAGUGGUGGCUAUUGCUCUGUUGAAGAAGGCAAAGAGAACCAUUUUGGAGGGGUUCUUUGGCAAAUGAUGACACAGCCACCACUCGGCAGAGAACUGCUUUGAUGGCAGCAGGCAGCCGAGGGAGACCAGUGAGGUGACAGAAGGCAGAAGGGGCUAUCUUACCCCAUCAGCACCCCAAUCAUUUGGCACUUCCUCCUUGCCUCAAGGAAGGACCAUCCCUGAAGAUUUGGUUCUGCAGUGCUCUCUGGUGGGUGCUUCCACAGCACUAUCCAUCCCUACAGGUUACCCUAAGCUGAUCUGUUGUUGGUCCCCUGACCACCUUCAUGGUGGAAAAAUAUCUGAAUAUGGUCAGGUUAGACUGCUGCUCCCUUAACCCAAGAGAUGAUGUUGGCACCAGAUUGUCUUGCUGCAUUGUUUUUCUUUCUUGGGGAACUUCUUCCUUUCCAGAUUUGGAGCUAAAGUGCUGAAUCGGGGUCAGGAGAGAUUCCUAUUCAGAUUUGUGGGUUGUUGUCAAAGAAAUAUCUCCUUGUGACUGCCAUGCUUCCUUAUGAGCUACAUUUGCACAAGGAAAGUCCUAUGAGCAACUCUUCUCUAGCCAGCAGAGAGUAAAACUUUGGUACCGGAUGCCUGAUCGCUGAUGUGUUGGUUCAGAACUAUACUGCAAGUUGCGAAAUUAAUUGGUGUAUUGGCAUGCAUUGCAUAUGCUCUAGAGCAGAGUUUCUCAACCACCGGUCCGGGGACCGCUGCCGGUCCCCGAAGGGUUGAGCGCCGGUCCCUGACUGGGAGUCAAACCCCCCCCCAACAACUGCAAUCAAGGCACUCACUUCCUCAAUUUUGCACAUGGUACGGAAGAGGAAGAGUAUCACCUUCUUGUCCCUUGCCUCCACGUGCUGCUGUGAUCUUCCUACAGCUAUUUUAUUCCCUAUCUUUACAGCUUCAAACUGUAUGCGGUGUGGAAGGUAUGCCACCUGAAGGGCUGCCACUUGAAGGGCUGCUGGUUCUUGCAUGAUCAUUGUUUGCAGCCAAAGGUUGAUUGAUUGAAACCCAGCUGCCUAUUGUGGUCGAGGCGCCUUGAGAGGGAACGCUGUUUCCCUCUUGCAUCGGUGGGGUGUUGUGGUCCCUCUGCCCCCUGUAACCCCCUGGUCUGCACCGCCGGUGGAGGACGGCGGUCCCCUUUAUUACCUCGCCGGGUGCGGGGGACAAUCUCUGGCCGGGAUCAUGCCGCGGUGAGGGCUAAGCAGAGGAGGGAGGGAGGAGGGCCGCCUUGGCUCACCUCGCAGGUAUGCGCGGGCAGCAUGUGGGACCACGUGAGCUGCGUGGCCCCAAAGGCAGGCUGGUGUGAUUGGCUCCCGCAGGGGAGUUGGGAGGGGGGCACAGAAGUGCACAUUGUGAGAGAGGAUGGGGAACACUUGCUACACUCUGGUGCGCAAGCACAGUGGCGGCAGCUCUUGGACCCAGGCGACCUUCCGAGUGCAGUCCGGUGCACCAUUGCCUCACCCACCCUGAACAGUGCCUCGUCUCCCCAGCGAGGAAAAUGAGGCAUCUACCACUACAACGCCCCACACCCUCCGCCAUCUCAGAAUCACCCCCUUUCUUUUAAUGCCAGGUCUCCACCGCUCUUCUUCACAUUUUCUUUCACCAUUAAAAAAAACCCCAUUCCCAGCACCUGCCAUGUAACAAAUUUAACGAGUUUUGGAGGAGCUGCACGGGUUUCAUUAGGUCCACCUCACAAAGUGCACAUCUAAGAGCAGGAUCCAGAUCAAGUCAGGUGAUCAUGACCAAGCAGCAUUGACACAAAUGAGAGAUGACUAAAUUAAUUUCAGUGGGUGGUCGUGACUAACGUUGUCUGGAUCCUGCCCUGCGACUACACAACUCCUGCUAAAACUCCACCUCCAUCAUGAGAGGGUUAAACUGUAGAUUUCCGGCUCUACUGAGCUUGCCCUGCUCUCCUCUCCUCACCUCCUUUUUGCUUUGCUUGACAUCCAGCCUGAUGAAGCAUUUUGGGGGAUUCAAAAGCUUGCUUGUGCGUUGUUUUCAUUGCCCCCAUGUAGCUUUUGAAUUUUUCUAAUGGCCCAACAUCCCCUCUCCAUUGAGUAAUCACAAGCACCUCCACCCCCACCCCACACAUACUGAAGACAUAUUGGAGACAAAUUUGUUCACCCAGGCAUUUAGAUUCAGGGGUUCUCAACCUUGGGUAUCCAGACGUUGGUGGACUUCUACUCCCAUAAUCCCCAGCCAUAAUGGCCAAAUGCCAUUGUGGUUGGGGGUUAUGGGAGUUUAACUGAGGGACCCAAGGUUGAGAACCCCUAAUAUUCCAUGUUUGCAAAAGAUUCCAAAUUUAAUUAUUUUAAUGCUUAUAUUAUUUUAAUUGUAAACUGCCCAGAGAUGCAAGUUUUGGGCAGUAUAGAAGUCUGAUAGAUAGAUAGAUAGAUAGAUUUGAAACCCCUUUACUAACUGCCGGUCCGGGAAACUGCGCAUGAAGAAUGUAGCGGUCCUUGAAACUCUGCACGAAGAAUUUAGCGGUCCUUGACUCCAAAAAGGUUGAGAAACACUGCUCUAGAGUACCCUGUUAUCUGUGACAAAUCACAGCACUCUUUUUGGCUAGAAGUAUGCUCCAUGGGGACCCAGGACCAGCUACACUUCCCUUGUACAUGCAUUUUGUUUUUUGUAACCUAUAAAUCAGUGGAACUGGAUGGAAAUGGUUGUAGUUAAUUAUUGAAAUGGUGACAAAAUAUCUAAAAGUACUAAAUGAUACCAAAAGGAUUGCAGAAGCCUGAAUUAUGUUGCUAAUUUGCUGAGCUAUAAUACUGGUAAACAUGUGGCAAGAGAGAAUGCAUGAUGCAUUCAUAGCUAAAUACCCUAUACUCACAAAUCUUUCACUGAAACACACACACACCUUUUUGUUCUUCUGUUGCCUUAGAAAUGAGAAUUCUGAGAGAUCCUUAUUUACAAUGCUAGUUUGUAGAAGUGUGUGUGUUUAAAAUACAAAAAAAUAUUUUUUUAAAGGAAAUGUACUUCUGUUAUACACAAAUAUAUCUACAUCUAUUAAUUUUAAAACCUGCUUGGAAGAAAAACUAAUAUACAUCAAAUAAGCAUUACUUAUGAAUAAAUAUUUUUGAGAGCAAUAUUCCUCUUCCAAUAUACAAUGAAUGUUUUCAUGUUGUUGAGGGGGAAAAUCAUGACCUUGUCGCUACUUGCCUGCAUUUUCUUUUGUACUUGUUAACAAACUAUCCACUUGUUUUGUUUUAAUGUAAAUCACCCUGAGCCUUUCUGGAAGGGUUCAAUAAAAAUUGAAUGAAUGAAUGAA